AUGUCCUGCUUAUUUUUUUUCAAAAUCUCAUUUUCCUCCCAUGCUGCGUGCUCUCGUUGUGCCCGCUCGGUGCCGGCCCGACAGGAGAGUUUACACCGCAAGCAACAAGCGAAGUCCACAAAGGCCCAAGUGACAAUGAUGCUGCACCGCGUCCUCUGCGUGCUUUUCCUUGCCCUCUGCUGUGCGUGCGUGUGCGCCACGGCUCAGGAGGAGGGGCAGUAUGAUGUUGCUGUUGUUGAGGCUGGGGAGGGCCAGGAUCAAACUACAACCACCACCACCACAACAACAACUACUACUACGACGACCACCACCACCACCAAUGCACCCGCCAAGAACACAACCACCUCCAAGGCACCGACUCCUGGCGACGGGAGCGGCCUCGGCGGCCCUUUGUGGGUUCAGGUGCCGCUGCUGCUGCUUGUCAGUGCCGCUGUGGCGACCGCCGGUGCUGCGUGCUGA
Trypanosoma cruzi is the source of this 459-nucleotide messenger RNA. RefSeq names its product mucin TcSMUGS, putative. The coding region runs from base 1 to 459 and encodes 152 amino acids. The transcript has a single exon. The record is from RefSeq and is a predicted model, not a curated record. NCBI's taxonomy places the organism in Eukaryota, Euglenozoa, Kinetoplastea, Trypanosomatida, Trypanosomatidae.